This is a messenger RNA of Aspergillus piperis CBS 112811, 544 nucleotides long. RefSeq lists its product as uncharacterized. The record is from RefSeq and is a predicted model, not a curated record. The coding region runs from base 133 to 471 and encodes 112 amino acids. Lineage: Eukaryota; Fungi; Ascomycota; Eurotiomycetes; Eurotiales; Aspergillaceae. The transcript has a single exon.
GUAAGUACUACUUACCUACGUACGUACUAACUUACCGUUCGGGGACCAUCAGCGAGUGGCGGUGCCCGACACUCGCCAUCCGUCUCCUUCCCCAUCGGGCGAUCAGCAGCCCGUCUCAGCCCAUCACGUGAUAUGAACCGGAAAAGGUCACCGCACCGGAUGCACCACUCACAUACCACUUGUACCUUCUGGGUACUAUUGUCAAGGGAAUGGAUUGAUCUCGCGUCAGUCCGGGUGGAUCAGGUCCCCAUUCUCUUAGGUUGGUUUGAAUCGGGGCGACGGGAGGGGCGGCUGUCUGGUAUCCUGGAAAUGGGGAUUUCCCCUCCCCUCUCCUUCUCCCGAAGCACCCCUGUCACAGACCGGCAUCUUUCACCGAGACUAUCUAUCUACGGUGUAGUCUACUCUACUCUCCCAGUUGCAUUCUUGCAUUCGUCUAUUCGUACACACUCUCUCCUCCCCCAAACCAAAUAGAGAAGGCGGGGGAGAGCAAACUUCGGAUCGAUCUACGGGCUCCACAGAAACCCCGAGCGACUACUGUAAGUAC